AUGCCCACUGGAUCUAAUGAGAUUAAUUGGACUGCACGUGGACGCUACAAUGUUGUUGUUAACUUCUUCCAAGAUGCUAUGCAAACGCGUAAUAACACCGUAGAUUUAUACAUAAAGAAUGUACGGGAAGAAAUUAAGAAGAAACGAGAACGAUUAGAAAUAGAGAAAAAUCAUCAAGAAAAAGUGAUUGCGAACCUGUCGGCGCAGAAAGAGGAAACUAUCAGGAAGACUUUUUUCGCACGAGCUGCCGAAAUAAAAGAAGAAAUGUUUCGAGAAUUUGAAGAAGGAGAGAAGCAGGCCGAUGUAGAAUUCAACAGUUUAGACAUAACCAAGCCAUUGACUAUAAAUAAAGAACCUGGAAAGAAAACAUUGAGAGGACGAGGAGCUGGACCCUCUGAACCCGUUCAAUUUGUAGCUCCCGUAGGAAGAAGUGCACUUAAUAUGGCUCCUCAAACCCAUUACCUACUGAGCGAUGGAGAGAUUUUAUCAGAUUUGAAAGCUGUUAAUGCAGCAACCAACGACAAAUAUCAUGUGAAAUAUCAUAAAGUUGCGGACGCAAUUUUCACAAAACAAAAACUUACAUAUGAUGGAAAGAAUUACAAACAAGGCGAAGAAUGCGUUGUGGAAAAUGAAGAAUAUGGCCGCUUCCCCGCUAGGAUAGAUUUCAUAUCAGAUAGAGUAGUAGUGCUCAAGGCAACUAUGUCGUGGGAUAUUCGUCAAGUGUAUGCAUCUAGAGCUGAUCUCAUUGAAGGCCGUGUAUUAAUGUACAAGAAAAGAAACGCUUAG
Messenger RNA from Auanema sp. JU1783, 786 nucleotides. NCBI's taxonomy places the organism in Eukaryota, Metazoa, Nematoda, Chromadorea, Rhabditida, Rhabditidae. The record is from the annotation of a GenBank genome assembly.